Salpingoeca rosetta is the source of this 2603-nucleotide messenger RNA. RefSeq lists its product as uncharacterized. The record is from RefSeq and is a predicted model, not a curated record. The transcript has a single exon. Bases 23 to 2593 code for a protein of 856 amino acids. Lineage: Eukaryota; Choanoflagellata; Craspedida; Salpingoecidae.
CACACACACACACACACACACAAUGACCUCACAACCUUCCUCUGUUCCGUCCACCGACAUCAACACAAGUGCCGCCCCUGGCGGCCUUGGUGUGCACGAGUGGGCGUGUGUUGCACAGCACUUGCUCGCACAGCAGUUUGCACGAAUCAACCAGGAUCGCGAAGGCUUUGAUGACGGUGAGGGCUACUGUGUGGGCCGGGCUCUUCAGGAAGAUGACGUGGACGCCGACUUGUUGUCCGCGCGAGAACGCGAUGGAGCGCGCGCCGUCCUCAACCUCAUGUUGUCGUGCCGCACGCUCUACAACGAACUUCCCUGGGCGCUUCCCAAGUGGUAUCUGGCACACCUUGUGCGCACAGACAUGCUGGGCCAACGGCACACGUGCUACGUCUCCGGCGCGUGGCUGGACACGUUCCAGUGGGAGGAAGAAGAACCGCAGCAGGAAGAACAAGAAGAAGAAGGAGGGGAAGAAAAUGAUGGAGGCAAGGACUCUGACAACCGCAGAGAAGACGACAAAGGCACAAAGGGCAGCACCGGCGAUCCGCUUGCUUGUGAUGGCGCCUGUGGACUGGCAGAUCCCCGUGCUGCCACGCACUCAAUCAGUGCCCCACCCAGCCGCAACAGCAGCAGCAGCAGCAUGCAUGCGUGGCUGGAAGAUCGCUUCCUCGUGCAUUCCUGGCUGGGCGCCACGUGGGUGAGCACGUGCCAGUUCCUGGCCUUUAGCCCGCGCACACCCAAGUUCAUGCAGGCGUUUGGCCGCUACGGCCGCAUCACUUUCCGGGGCCUCUCAACGGCCGACAUUUUCCUUUGGACCGACGGCACGGCACAGCUACCGCGGCCGCAGCAUGGCGAUGAGAAUGGUGAUGGCAAUGGCGAUGGCCAGCUGGGCGAGGGUGACAACGGCCUUGGUGAUUGCGGCACCCCUGCCAACAACGGUGACGAGCGAACCGAGGAGGAACCACUGCAAACGUUUCGGCACAAGAACCCAGCCAUGCGCCCCGCCCUGUUCAUGGCGCAAGCAGGGGUUGAGGACCAGGCCUCCCUCAACGAGGUCAUGCGCCGCAUCGAGACACUGCAAGAACAACACAAGUGCACGUGCGACCGCCUGUUCCUGUGCACGCACGGCCCACUGGAUCAUGUGCGUGUGCGCGAUGCUCGGCAUGUCCACAUCGAAUGUGCAGAUGACGCCGUCAUCGACAGCGUUGAGCUGCACAACGUGGUCGAAUUGCACUGGCACCUUGCUGCCGACCAGCGCUACCUCAGGGGCACCCUGGACAACGUGCGCAAGGUGAAGGUGUUUGGCGACGAGGAGCAGUCCAUCAGCGACAUCAACGCCCUCGCCAACGUGUCCGAUGUCACGCUCAUGCGCCUUGACAACGUGUCGGCUGGCCCCCUGGCGCACGCGCGGCGGGUUGUUCUGUAUCAGGUGGAGCUUGCGUCCGGUGCCGUCUGUCUCCAGGACGUGGACCAUCUCGAACUGCACAGAUGCCAGGGCAUUGACAGCGACUUCACAUGCAAUGCACGCGCGUUCAAGCUGGAUGGCGGGAUGCAGUUGAACAUUAAGCUGCCACACGCCACGCGCGUGCACCUCUCCAACACGGACACCACCCACCUUGACCUCGGCUUUGAGGCUCUCGACGUCUUGGCGCUGCACCGCUGCGAUCAGUUGCAGACAUUGCCUGCGUUUGGGCGAGUUGACGUCCUCAGCCUGUCUUUCGUGACAGGGCUGGACGCUGCCCUCUUGCGCAGCCUCAACGGACGCGUUCGCACGCUCAUCAUCAACGCGGCUCACGACCCGACGUUCGAUUUGUCGCUGCUGGAGAACGUAAGCGCUGACGUGCGCGUGGAGGUGGCUGCGGACGGCUGCAACAUUCGCCGGCCGCUUCCCGCGUGCGUGCAGGCAGUCAACGUCGACACCCUGAGUGCACAGCACGUGCCCGACGUUGCAGUCGCCAGCCGCCUUCAAGUGGCCUUUGAAACUGCCCACAACAAGCUCGCCCAGCCAACCAUGGCACUGCUGUGCAACCACGAACACGUGCAGAUGUACGGGUGCGCCAUGGAGGGUCAAGUACACGGUGUUGGUCAACUCGGGCUUUGCGGGUGUGAGGGUGCAGUUUCCGUUCAAGGCGCUGACUUUGUCAAGGUGGACGAAGGCGCCCUGACGCUGACGCUGGCAGAUGUGCGACGCGCGCGUUUGAUCGCGAUUGAGCACGUGCGCGUGCCAUCCACCAGCAACGUGACGACGUGUGUGCUGGACGGAUGUCAGAUUGAAGACUGGAGCGGCUUUGCUGGCGUGCGCCGCCUGAUUGUGAACGCGUGCGUGUUUGACAACGUCGACACACUGCCGCUCACCGCUGCGCCGUUUACCUUUCAGAUGCGCGGUGAGUGUAAGACCAUCACCACGAACAAGGUGUGGCCUGAAUUCACAGUCAUCUUCCAAGAAGGCGAUGACGCAGACGAUGUCAGGCGCGAGCUUAACGAGAGCGCAGUCGACGACGAGGAGGGCGAUGUGCACGACGGGGAGGAGGAGGAGGAGGGGAAUGGGGAAGGGAGGUUGGUUUAUGUUGACGACGAUGAUGAGCGUGUGGAGGAAUGAGUAUGCGCUU